UCGUUGACCAGCUCACUCUCGUCUCCUCGCUCUCCCGUCCGUUCGAGUCAUCCGCAUCGUCCACAUUGUCCCCAGGCCGUCAUCUGCGAAGUGCAUUGGACCAUCAGCACUCCACAAGCCCGCCCUGGUCGCGUUUCCGAAUGAAUUUUCCGAUGGAAAAUGCUUUGCCGGUGUCUGUGGCAACGGAUAUGGAUGGUCAUCCGUGAACGUGCCCGUCGCUGAGCAUGGGGAUGCACCCGCCACGAUGCCAGUCUCCGCAAGCCCAUUCUUGUCACCUUCUCUUGAAUUUUGGGAACACUUUUUGGAUAUUUGUUUAAAACUGCUUUGUCUGUUGACGAGGGAAGUUUCAUUGACAUUUGAGUUUGCAUACCAUAGGCAGCCUUCCGCUUACUCCACUGAACGCCUCACAUAUGCUCCCUCCUUCCUUCAAACUUGCGCGCAUAAUAUACUUCGGCAAACGCAAACAUUCGCUUUGAUUACAGGAUCAGUUGUUUGUUUCCGCAAUCGGCUAGCUUGCAUCUCAGCUUAGAAGAUGGAUGCCAAAGAAAUAGAAGUCAGGUCAAAGGCCCUGACCAAGGCCGCGGGCUCCGCCGAACCUUCCUCGACAAUCAUUUCAAUACUUAAAGACCUUCAGAAUGGCGUUCGACCUACCGAGGAUCUCCUACGUGCUACCAAGAUCGGUAUCACCGUCAACAGGUUGAAGACACACAAGCAUCCUGACGUUGCCCGGUUAGCUAGCGACAUCGUUCACAAGUGGCGUCACGAGGUCAACAAGCAGAAGACGGGUGCAUCUCCAGUGGGGAGUCAGCGAUCAAGCGAUUCUCCUAAACAAACCCCUAACGGCAUGGCGACGCAAACUUCCGGAGCUGAAGCGUCGGAUAAGAUGUCGAAAUCCACAGUUCCUCCCGAUAAGAGAAGCUGGAAGGCAGAUCAGGUCAAUACGGCUCACACGCAAAAUAAAACCCGCGAUAGCUGUAUCGGCUUACUAUACGAUGGCCUGUGCUUGAACUCAACCGAAUCACCCCGUACGGUCCUUCAAAAGUCUAUUGAGGUUGAAGCGGCCGCAUAUAGUGUAUUUGGCCCUGAAACUAAAGAGCAAUAUCGUACCAAAAUUCGCAGCCUAUACCAGAAUCUUAGAAACAAAUCUAACCCGGCCCUUCGUGUGCGUGUCCUCAGCAACGAAAUCGCGCCUGAUAAGUUUGUCCGCAUGACGCAUGAUGAGUUGAAAUCCGAUGAGCGACGGGAAGAAGAUCGCAAAAUCGAAAAAGAAAACAUGGACAAGGCUAUGGUUGCCAAGGCCGAGCGAAGCAUCAGUAAAAGUUUACAAUGCGGAAAAUGCGGUCAGCGCAAAGUCACGUAUACCGAAGCACAGACGAGAAGUGCUGAUGAGCCGAUGACUUUGUUCUGCACAUGCCUUGCUUGCGGUAAGUCCUGGCGUCAGUAAGAAAGGAGGAAAGGGGGCGCUGUUGCGGACUAUUGAUAAACUUCUCUUCAACUUUCGAGAUUCUUACUGUAUCCUGAUAUGGGUUCUACAAGGUAUUUCUGGGCGCUGUUGCGAUCCUAAUUUCUCUAAUUUGGACGAUUGUUUUACUAUCGGGAAGUGGCCUUUUUUUAUCAUGGAUGGCGUCUUGCGUUUCACUCGGCGGUGCUCUCCUGUAUUUUCCUUUUCCUUUUUUUUCCUUGUUGUUCUUUGACCCUCAAGCCCCGAACUGUCUCUAUGCUGACAGCCCCCUUUUGCCCCUUCUCUUCGACCCAACUUUUCCUGGCAGGGUACUUCGUACAGCUUGUUCUAUUAGAUUAGAUUUACAGGCCAUAAUUAACUCUAUCGGGCGCUGAUUAAAAUUUGAUCUGGUUACCUGGCCAU
This is a messenger RNA of Coccidioides immitis RS, 1864 nucleotides long. RefSeq names its product transcription elongation factor S-II. The record is from RefSeq and is a predicted model, not a curated record. Gene Ontology annotation, molecular function: zinc ion binding; RNA polymerase II transcription regulatory region sequence-specific DNA binding. Lineage: Eukaryota; Fungi; Ascomycota; Eurotiomycetes; Onygenales; Onygenaceae. The coding region runs from base 533 to 1444 and encodes 303 amino acids. Gene Ontology annotation, biological process: regulation of mRNA 3'-end processing; transcription elongation by RNA polymerase I; transcription antitermination. The transcript is spliced from 2 exons. Gene Ontology annotation, cellular component: nucleus.